AUGACAGCCAAGUCUCCAGAAGCUAAAGAUACCAUAGUUACUGUGGCGCCGCAGCAGCAAUCCUCCGGCGAUGCUGACGAGGGGCAUUUAUCAGUUACUGGUGUUCAAAAGAGCCGCGCAUCAAAGCUGGCCCGUAAGAUUUGGGGCGAUGAUGCGCGAGAGCGCAAGUACCUCCGGAAAGUCGAUGGCAUUUUUUUUUCGUACGUCUUGUUGGGCUACUUUAUCAAGUAUCUUGACCAGGAAAAUUACAGCAAUGCAUUUGUCAGCGGAAUGAAGGAAGAUCUCGAGCUCUACGGCAACGAGAGAAAUCUCUUAAACACAUUCUUCAACAUCGGCAUCAUCAUCGGUACAGUACCAAGCCAGAUGAUUCAGCUGAAGUAUGUCCGACCAUCGAUCUGGAUCCCGUCCUGUGAACUGGCUUGGUCGAUCCUGGUCAUGCUCAUGGCUACCGCGAAGAAGGUCGAAACCAUCUAUGCCCUCCGAUUUUUCGUCGGCCUUCUGGAGUCUUGUGCCUUUCCCGGCUACGCCGCUAUCCUCGGCAGCUGGUACAGGCCCUCCCAAUUGGCAAAGCGCAUGGCGUUAUUCGAGCAGAGCAGCGGCAUAGCCGGCAUGUUCAGUGGCUACCUGCAAGCGGGUCUGUACACGGGCCUGAACGGCACAGCCGGGCUGGCUGGCUGGAGAUGGCUCUUCGUUUUCGAUGGCAUCAUAUCGAUCCCCAUCGCUAUUUGGGGCUUCUUCGCGAUUCCAGAUCUUCCGAGCAAUACGCGAGCGUUCUAUCUGAAUGCAGACGAUCGCGCCUACGGCACCCAGCGCAUGGAGAGGAUCGGACGCAAACCUCCCAAGAAACUCACAUGGAAAGCUCUCAAAGAAGUCUAUACAGGCUGGCAAAUCUGGGCGUUUAUCGUACCAUACCUGAUGGUAGCCGAAGCCUACAUGGGCCGCAGCUUCUUCAAUCUCUAUCUGAAAGACCGAGGCUACUCCGUCGUGCAGACCAACAUCCUGCCCACCGCCGGCAACGCCGUCAGCAUCGUCGCGGCCUUCGUUUUCGGCUGGCUGUCGGACGCCGCCGGAUCGCGCCUGCUCGUGGUCAACGUCGUGCAAGCGAUCGUGCUCGUGUCCAACAUCAUAAUGGUGGUGUGGCACGUGCCGGAAGCGGCGCUCAUGGCAGCGUUUUACCUCGCGUACGUGGGAAGCGCAGCACAGCCUGUCGUCAUUUCUUGGGGCCAUGAGAUCACCCAGCACAAUGCCAACUUGCGGCAGUUGCUCGUGGCGACGGGUAACAUAUUCACGUAUGCGUUUGGCGCCUGGGUUCCCGUCGUGCUAUUCCCUACGCAGGAUGCUCCGCAUUACAAGUAUGGCUAUCAGUUCUUGAUCGCGUUCGGACUUCUGGCUGUCGGAGGGAUGUACCUGCUUGAUUAUCUGUACAAAUGGGACAGGUCGUUAUCACGUUCUACUCAAUUAGGGUGCAACGCUGACACGCAAAUAGAAGACGUCACCCCGAGAGGUACCGAAACGUUGAAGACGAAUCUGAAGAGCCAGUAUCUCGAGAGCCAGCGAGUGUGA
Messenger RNA from Diplodia corticola, 1563 nucleotides. RefSeq names its product pantothenate transporter liz1. Gene Ontology annotation, molecular function: transmembrane transporter activity. The record is from RefSeq and is a predicted model, not a curated record. The transcript is spliced from 9 exons. The coding region runs from base 1 to 1563 and encodes 520 amino acids. Lineage: Eukaryota; Fungi; Ascomycota; Dothideomycetes; Botryosphaeriales; Botryosphaeriaceae. Gene Ontology annotation, cellular component: membrane. Gene Ontology annotation, biological process: transmembrane transport.